Molecule: messenger RNA, 2310 nt
Organism: Fukomys damarensis (Damara mole-rat)
Lineage: Eukaryota; Metazoa; Chordata; Mammalia; Rodentia; Bathyergidae
Gene: Mss51
Product: MSS51 mitochondrial translational activator
Source: RefSeq, a predicted model, not a curated record
AAGAAAACUUCUAAAUUUCAAAAUUAUGAAGAAUUACAGAAUUACUCACUUAAGUAUGAGGCCUUUUGUCUACUCAGCCCUUAUGGAAGGCAUGGGAGAAGACAAGACAGGAAAGUUGGGUAUCACAUAGUCUCAACUAGAUAUCCUCAGGUAUCAUUGAACAGGCCAUGGCUCCACGUUUACGGCGACGAAGGCAUAAGAAACCUCCAUCAGUGACUGCACCGGUUGUAACUCCUCCCACAGUUGAGACUCCUGUACCUCUGACCCUGGAAAAACCUGGCCCUAGCAUUGAUGCAUUAGGUUUCUUCUCCUUGGAUAAUAAUGUUCCUGGCUUAUCCAAGCUGAUCCUUCAAAAGCUGAACAUGAAAAGCUAUGAAGAAUACAAGUUGGUGGUAGAUGGGGGUACCCCUGUAUCAGGCUUUGGAUUUCGAUGUCCUCAAGAAAUGUUCCAGAGAUUGGAGGACACAUUCCGAUUUUGUGCUUACUGUAGAGCAUUACCUAGUGGCCUUUCAGACUCCAAGGUCCUCCGGCACUGUAAGAGGUGCAGAAAUGUAUAUUACUGUGGUCCAGAGUGCCAGAGGUCAGACUGGCCAGCACACAAGAGGGUUUGUCGAGAGCUCUGUCUUGUGGCUAUGGAUCGUCUCAUGGAAUGGCUCCUGGUCACAGGUGAUUUUGUCCUACCCUCAGGACCUUGGCCCUGGCCAGCUGACAUUGUACAGGACUGGGAUACCUGGUUUUCUAUGAGAGAGAGACAGCUAGAGGCUACACUGGAUGCUGUGCUAGGUAGCCAUGCCAUGACCAUCCUCUGGGCCAGUGUAGGAAGGCCAAGGCCAGACCCAGAUGUUCUGCAGGGGUCUUUGAAGCGGCUACUGACAGAUACCCUGUCACGGCCCUUGACACUGGGCCUAGGACUUAAGGCCUUUGGCAUAAACAGUGGAAAGACUGGGGGAAGCACAGUGCAUGUGGUUGGUGCUUCACAUGUGGAGACAUUUCUCACUCGAUCUGGGGACUAUAAUGAGCUUGGAUACAUGUUGCCUGGACAUCUUGGCCUCCAUGUAUUCAUGGUGGGUGUAGACGUGGCUACUAGCUUUUUACAGAGCGCUGCAUCUUCAACUCCAGAACCCGGCACCAUUCUUCUUAGUGGCCACAGGGGCCUCUAUCAUGACUUCUGGGAGGAACAUGUAGAGACUGGGCAGAUAGCCCAUCCAGAUAUGGUAGUGGCUUUCCAUCCAGGUUUCCAUGCCUCCCCAACCUUGAUGGAAAAUUGGCUACCUACCUUGCUGCUACUUCGUGACUAUAAGAUCCCUACAUUGCUUACUGUCUACAGCCACCAGGAAUUGGCAGCCUCUGUACAGAUUCUGGUGGACCUGGAUACACAUAUCAUUGCAUAUGGAGCUAAUCCUUUCGCAUCUCUCAAGCCUGAACAGGUCUAUUCUAACCCCAACAAGCAGCCAGUAUACUGCAAUGCCUACUACAUCAUGUUUCGAGGGAGUUCCUGCCAGCUAGAGAGGCAAUUAGAAGAGAAAGUAGAUCGUGGAGUUUAAAUGGCUGAGCCAGAGCCUCACUAGAUUCAUGGAAAAUGGGGAAGCUGUGACAAAAUUUUACUGCACAUGCCAGGAUGUUGCCAACACUGAAACAUACUUUGUUCUAAAUCUCAUUCACUGUACAGGUAAAGAGUCUAAGCUGAACGAGAGCACCAGGAUGAUGUAACUUAUUGCUAAGAGGUUAGCCACAAGUAGCUUCUAAAGAUAGGUUUCUAGAUUUAGUAGGUAGCAAAAAGCCCUGGUGUCAGUCUUUCCAUAGUCUGGAGUUCUUAAUAGUCUCCUUUGUGAGUAAAUUGUACCUUUGACUGGAACCAGAUGGCACUGAAGAAAAAAAUGAGAACUACCAUAUUCUUCUGAAAAUGAUUCUUAUUCUGCAGUUAGGGUUAAAAAAUGGAGAUGUUGAUGACUUGAAAGUAAUGUGAGAAUGGACAAGUCAGGAAAGUUUUGGGAGCAUCAGGAAGGUUGUAAAUAUUGGCACACUGUUAUAUUUCCUCCUGCCUUCUUCUCUCAAGAAAGGUCUCAUUUUCCUAUUGUCUUUUGGGGAAUUCUGACCCUAGAAUGGACCUGGUGGUAUAUUUGAGUUAUCCCAGGUUAUAUGAAACUUUACCUGAAUUCAUUGGAGUUACCCACCUGCUCUGUACCACAAUAAAUUCAGUUUUGAGAGGUUUUUAUUGUUGUUUUUGUUUGCUUAUUUUAGUGACAGAGGGAGCUCACUAUGUUGUCUGGGCUGACCCUGAACUUUUGAGCUCCAGUAAUCCUCUUACCU